This is a messenger RNA of Aureobasidium musti, 612 nucleotides long. NCBI's taxonomy places the organism in Eukaryota, Fungi, Ascomycota, Dothideomycetes, Dothideales, Saccotheciaceae. The record is from the annotation of a GenBank genome assembly.
AUGACGCUAUUCAUGCAAGCUCUGGAAGAUGCAGAAAAACAAAGAGAGCAGAACUGGCCGCUUGAACGGCAAAACAAAGGACGUAUGUCAACUGCUAUGCGCCAAAGUUUUGAAGAUGGUACAUUCUGGUUCGAACAAAUACUGCGUUCCGUUCACACCUGUAGCGACGAAUUCUAUUGGCCACAUCUAAAACCAUCUCUAGAGGAGAGGAGGCUGCUCAAUAUUGGAGUUCCGGACGAAGAGGAGAUUGAGCAAUUCGUAGCUCGGAAGAUGGAAGAUCUGGAGGCAUACAACAAAGAGCUGAAAGAGAAGAAGAACAACAAUCAGCAGACUGGAUCAGAAAUGGAAUCGAGGAUCCAAGAAACCGAUCAUGUAAAUGAUGAUACCGCUGUUGCAGAGCCCGAAGACAUACAACACGAGGAAGCAGAAAUACAUCUAACAAGCCAGUCAAGAGACCAAGCAUAUACAUCUACAUUUGAUCGUGCAGACAGUGAAGCUGCUUCCCAAGACCCGCCACGCACAAAUGCAAUUGCGGACACCCGGUGUAUCGAGCAGGCAGGAACAUCCGCAGACGACCAUGUGGACGACAUUGCUGCGGACUCUGCAGGAUAG